Penicillium lagena is the source of this 678-nucleotide messenger RNA. RefSeq names its product cytochrome b5-like heme/steroid binding domain-containing protein. The record is from RefSeq and is a predicted model, not a curated record. Lineage: Eukaryota; Fungi; Ascomycota; Eurotiomycetes; Eurotiales; Aspergillaceae. Bases 1 to 678 code for a protein of 225 amino acids. Gene Ontology annotation, cellular component: intracellular membrane-bounded organelle; membrane. Gene Ontology annotation, molecular function: heme binding. The transcript is spliced from 2 exons.
AUGUCUACCCUCGAAGAAGUUCAGAAGCAUAACAAACUCGACGACGCCUGGAUCGUCCUCCACAACAAGGUCUACGAUGUUACCAAAUAUCUCGAAGACCACCCUGGCGGGAGUGCCAUUUUGAUCGAGGUUGCCGGCACCGAUGCAACGGAAGCUUUUGAAGAAACUGGCCAUUCUGAUGAGGCAAGGGAUGAGCUGAGUAAACAUUACGUUGACGACUUACCUUCUGAUGAACAUGCCGAGGUCAUAAAAUCCUACCGGCUUACUUACGAUCGAGUCUCUCAAACCGCCGCUGUAGCCGUCAAGAAGUCCUCGCCCAGCCGUCUUCGUGGCUCGACUCGCGCCGCCUUCAGACUGGGCAUCACCGGCGCGGUGGGAAUAAUUGCUGUCACUAGUUACCAAGAUGGCCUUGGGCCACUUCUGCAAUCAAUUCAGCAGCUGUCCGGUCAUACCUCAUCCAUAUUACAUAACGUGUCCGCCUCAUCCGACCAAUUUUGGUAUGGGUUCGGUGUCGCCAGUAUCACACAGCUAUCAUUGACAGUCUGGCUAGCAAUGUGGAUUUCCACCAAAUUGGAUUCCCACCAGGAGUUCACACGCUACUCGCCGUACCGCAAAUCUCGAACAGACCGAGUCCUUUUCCGCAAAAGACUCCCCGUGUCCCACAGCGUCACCAUAUGA